AUGCACAUCCCUACUGGCGUAUGGCCAUUACGUCCUGCGUUAGAUGGUGUGUGUAUACCUACUAACGUACAGCCAUUACGUCUUGCGUUAGAUGUUUUGGAAACAGUCUAUAGGUGGUCUCCUUGGGCAUGCGUGUCUCUGGCGAUUCUCCCUUAUGCUGUUUUCCAGUAUACCAUUGACUUUGACAUGCAUCUUUUAUUGAUUUGUAAUUGGUCUGUUGUCAAGUUACUAGAAUACGUUGAAUCAAAGUCUGAUAUAUCUGAUGAUGUGUUCGAAACCCUUAAAGAAGAAAUAAGAUCAAUGUUGCUAAGUUACAAAAGCAGCUGCAACACUAAUGAAAAUGCAAAAAACAAAGCGGGAAAAAUUUUAUCAAGCUUUGACAAGUCUUUUUCCUCAACCGACGUGAAGCAAUUCAUCGAUAGAUUAAAGCUAAAAGGGGAUAAAAGAGAAUUUCACACAACAGUGUGUAGAAACGUUGCAUCGGCAAGUACAUUACAAGCACUAGGGAGAUUUACUUGGACUUCACCUCCAUCACCUCCACCAAAAACAUUCGAUUUACCUGAAGUUAAAUGGGUUAAUGAUGACGUUUUUGCAAUACUUGACGAUUUAUAUUAA
This is a messenger RNA of Dentiscutata erythropus, 615 nucleotides long. Lineage: Eukaryota; Fungi; Glomeromycota; Glomeromycetes; Diversisporales; Gigasporaceae. The record is from the annotation of a GenBank genome assembly.